Messenger RNA from Caenorhabditis remanei, 1455 nucleotides. RefSeq lists its product as uncharacterized. The record is from RefSeq and is a predicted model, not a curated record. Lineage: Eukaryota; Metazoa; Nematoda; Chromadorea; Rhabditida; Rhabditidae. The coding region runs from base 1 to 1455 and encodes 484 amino acids. The transcript has 3 exons.
AUGAAUAAAGUAAAGGGAUGGAAGAGGUUGGUUGAAUGGCACACACCACCAGUGAGAGCAUACACAGUAAGUGAGAAGAGAAUCAAUAAAGGACUAUGGAGAUGUAAUGUGACAGAUAGUCCAAAUCGGCCGCAAGUACCUGGGAAACUCCGCCCAACCCAUCAUGUCAUUUGGUCACACUACCUUUCUCUAACCGCGUUUGUCAUUUGUGUCUUGCUCUCUUAUAUUUCUACCUUGAUGUCGUCGAAAAGACCACUCUCCUAUCAAAACUGGAAAUGCGUCAUCAAGUACAUGAAUUCCAACACGAGAAUCCUGCUCUCUCAACAUUGUCCCGAACUUCGGCUAAUAGAAAAAUCGAUACCUCUGAAAAUCCACUCAUUAGAAUUACGCUGCCAAGAUCUGAUUGUUCUCAACGAUAGUACUUACCAAGUUGGCAUUAUCCGUCAGUACCACGAUGAAACUUAUGAAAUCCCUGAAGAGAUUCAGUGGUUUAACAAUAAUGGUGGAAUGAGACAUGAUGCCGAUAAAUAUGGAUUACGGCUAACUCCUGGGUACCCCCGAAUGGAUCGUGAUUAUCAAGAAAGGGAGAAGAAGAUGCUCCAGAAAAGAAUUGAACAACUCAAGGAACAAUUGCCGGGAUCAGCUACCCUUUUGGAACAUGCUGAGAAAAAUCUAAAGCAUCGAGACCAUGCUAUUUUUCUCUAUGAUCUUCAAUCGAAAAAUCUCGAACCACCGUUUACCCACUAUCUCCAACUAACUAUCACUUCUAAAACUAAUGGAACACAACGAAAUGAACGAUUAGUCUACAAUCAAAAGUUGCAACUUGCACAUAAAUAUCUCAUCGACAAGUUAUUCGGAGGAAGGACUCAGAUACUUAUUGGACAUAUGGGAGUUUAUUCUUCAGAUCAACUUUUUCCGCGGGGUUCUUUGAUGCGUGUUCAAAAUUUAACCAUUGAAUAUUAUUCAAUUGUUCCGUUUCUUGCUAAAGUACUGGACUACAAAAACUACCCAUUGGAAACGCUCUCUUUGCGUGGGGAGGAACUGAAUAAUCCAAUAGCCGCUACUGCUCAAAAACUUCUAUUCACUGGACUAUCUUCCGGCUUUCCUGUAAUCCGUCAUGAAAAUGUGGAGUUCUCUUGUUAUUUUGACAUCACAGCGUCAGUUCAGCGAUUAGUGCAACAUAUGCUGAGUGUCAAAACAAGCAUCGGAGUGUGCUAUGCAUUCAGAUGUGACUUCGAUUUUGAGAAAACGGAAUUAAUUGAUGAAAUCAAGGAAACCAAUGAAGAGAAAGUGAAACUAUUUAUGAAUACAAGAAACGAUACAUUCUCAAGUUGUGUUGUUCUCCAAAUGACAGAAACUUCUGAUCUAUUCGUCUACUGGACAAACGAGAAAAUGAAUUAUCUCAAAAUAGAAGUGUUGCCAUCUGGAAGUCCAGUAUCUAUUGAGCAUGACUAA